AUACUAUAAUAUUAUAUCAUUGUUGUCUCAAAUUACUAAAAUGCAUGUUCUGAGAUAACUGCCUGUCUUUGUUCAACUAUAGGCCUACGUGGUCUAAAUUGACGUGGUAUUUGGAUAACGGAGGUUUUGUGGAAUCAACGAUAAACGGAAAUACAGGAGAGAUUUACUUGACUCGCAACAUCAGCAUCUGGCCAUCGUGGCCCUCACGGCACUACACUGAAACGGUGACCGUGAAAAACUCAGAAUCCUGCUACACAACGACCUGUCAGAUGGACGUUACCAUUUGGUAUACUAACUGGCCUCCUCACAUCAUCAGUCUACCGGCAACUGAAUCGUUACAUGAAGAUACAGAUGCUGAAACGAGGCUUCACUAUCUACAGGUCUACGACUACAAUUACGACAAUCCCAGCGACAACCCCAGGGAGGAGGACAACGCCACCUGUUGGAUACACUGCGUCUAUGACCAAUGGGGAGAAAACGACACGAAGCUAUUUAGCCUGAGGCAGGAGAAUCCGAGCUAUCUCAACAAGUGGGAUUCGUAUACACUUUGGAAGAAUGAAUGCGUCGUCCCGGGUUCGCCCUACUCACCGCCAUGUGGCUACAAGAGAGACAAUUACACUUGCCCUAAACAUAGUGGAUGUAUGACGCACAACGUCACACAGUGGUAUAACGUCUCCAUAAUCUGCGAAGAUGGUUACGGAGCGCGGGACAAUAGAAAUUUCACAUUUUAUCCCAUACGCAACGAAGCUCCCAAAUGGCGAAACUUGGGCAAUCAUCGGGAUAUAGACCUAAAGACUGGCAGCGAGCAUGACAUCAUCUUCAGCAUCAUGUACACGGACAAAGAAAACGAGAAUCUGACUUACGAAUAUACGUUCAUGAGAGUGGAUACUAAUGAACCCACGACCCUCUUCAAAGGGGACCCGAGCGGAAAUUAUUUCAAUACACUUGGGAACAUAUCUUUAACGACGUACCUCUUUGAUGUAGACAAGAACACCAGUUACUCCAUUUUUAUCUGUGGACACGAACGCAGGAAUGAGAUAUGCGAAUAUUUGACGAUCGAUAUUGAAGAGUAUUGUGAGAUAGUGCCGACCUGUUCAUCAGCUGAAAACACAGUGGAUGAAACCCUUGCCAUAGGGACAACCAUUUUUAACGUUGCCUCCCUCAUCUCUGUGUCCAACGCUCGAAUCAAGUUCACAGUGAAUGCAAACAGAAACGACUUGUUUGAAAUUGACGAGUUCGGAAAAGUGCGUACACUUGCAACCUUACCAGCACCCACCCCUCAACGACGUACUAUCUUAACGCAUUCGUUCAACUGGAUGGUGCAGCGUAUUGUAGUUCGUAUUCCAUCUGUCCGCUCAAAUUGCAUGUCAACUAUAUCAACAACGCUCUUCAAAUCACUAAUCUACCCGCCACUGUGAACAUCCGAGAAGAUGAAACACGGGCGCUAACUCUUUGGACCAUUGAAACAAGUGACGAUGAUGUCGAUGACGAAGCGAUAUGUGAAAUCACAAAUCCAGACGACA
This is a messenger RNA of Dreissena polymorpha, 1523 nucleotides long. RefSeq lists its product as uncharacterized. The record is from RefSeq and is a predicted model, not a curated record. Lineage: Eukaryota; Metazoa; Mollusca; Bivalvia; Myida; Dreissenidae. The transcript is spliced from 10 exons. Bases 270 to 1418 code for a protein of 382 amino acids.